AUGCCAUUCUUAACGAAGAUAAAGUGGGUAGUUCUUUCCGUAGUCACUUUAUCUGUGGCAUCUAUCAUCAUUCAUCUAUCUUUGGCAAAGUUGUGGUCUGUUAACUUAGUGCAGUAUAAAGCACUACCUAGUCUUCCUGAAGAUUUUGGGUUUGUGUUGCCUAGACAGGUCGUAAAGAAUAAGAAGCUAUGGGGUUCCAUUGAGUCUUUGGAAGCAUUACAACCUCAUGCUGAUGCUAGAAGCAAUUAUUCUGGUAAUAAAUUUGCUCAAAUUUCUUAA
Molecule: messenger RNA, 279 nt
Organism: Sphenostylis stenocarpa
Lineage: Eukaryota; Viridiplantae; Streptophyta; Magnoliopsida; Fabales; Fabaceae
Source: the annotation of a GenBank genome assembly